AUUGACAGUUCGAAAUGAAAACAAAUAAACUCACAACGUGAAAAUGGGAUUUGAUCAAUCUGAAGUGGAAAAACUUGGCGAGGAAAAAAUUGAUACCGGAAAGAAAUUAAUUGAACGAUUAAAUUUGUUGACUCAUAUUCAAGGUGUUGGAAAGGUUCAGAAAAAGAUCUCGGCUGAGAUUUCAACAUUAAAAAAUGCAAUUAUAUCAAAACGACUGAAGAUAAACCACAUUGCAUGCAGUAACUUAGUGCAUUUUUCUUACCUGGUGAAAGUUCUAGAAGAAACGAAUGACGUAGUAGGGGUUGAUUUUCCAAUUAAACUGCGCGGAAGUCAAAAAUCCACCAUUCGAAUCGAUAUUGUUGCAAAUAAUGGAAAAACAUGGAUCAAAGUAAUAGCCAGAAAUCCAAAAGCUUUGAAUGACAUCGCUCUGGGACGUUCCAACUACGGUGCAAAGAGUAUUUUGGAUCAUGCAAGUUGUUAUAUUGAGGCGGCAAAAGAUAACCUUCAAUGUUUUCAAACUCCAAAGGUCGUUUUUGAUUUUGCUAAUCCAAUUGACAAUGAGUUGGCAAACUCACUGGAAGAGCUUCACAUUGAUGUUCGUAUCGAUGGGACGAACAAAUCAAGUGGCGAAAUGAAUGAACCAAUUGGAGUGAAUUCUAAACUGAAUUUAGAUGUAACUACGAUGAUGGCCUUUGUUUCUGCAUUGACGUGUGAAUCAUGCGAUUGGGAAUUCACGCAGAAAAUUUUAUCUGAACAAGCUCAUCGCGAGCGUUCGACUUCAACAAAAACAUUUUUGGAUGAAUUGUUUCAAGGUAAGGAGCUGAUAGCAUGUGAAACAGCCAAAGACAGUUUUUUAAGCAUUUUAAAUGUUGUCGGCGGGCCAAAUGAGAAAAUUCGAGCAUCGAAACUACUAAAUUCAGUUACGUUUCUACCUGAUAUAAAUGAAAUUGAAGAAAAUUCUUUAUGGAGUGGAAAUGUAAAAUUGCGAUUGGGAAAGAAAAUACAACAUCGUACAUACAAGGUGUUUACAUUUGGAAUGUACCACAAAGCAAUCACAGUUACCGCAAAUAAGGGCGCAGCCGAAGCGGCAAAAAUGCAGGGGAUCAGCGUUCCGGUGGUUAUACAUGAAGCAAGGGCCUUAACAGAACAAAAACAAUCAACAGCCAAAAAUUUUUAACUUUCUGAAUGCAAAGAAAUAUCCCUAUUCAUCAAUUACUACAAAAGGUGGAGCUGCCCAUGGGAACGCAACAAACAGACCAUUUUAUGUAAACAAACUUUCUUUCCACAUCAAAGAUUGUUUAUAAUUAUUAUAAUAAUAAA
Sitodiplosis mosellana (orange wheat blossom midge) is the source of this 1320-nucleotide messenger RNA. RefSeq names its product UPF0415 protein C7orf25 homolog. The record is from RefSeq and is a predicted model, not a curated record. The transcript has 5 exons. Bases 44 to 1177 code for a protein of 377 amino acids. Lineage: Eukaryota; Metazoa; Arthropoda; Insecta; Diptera; Cecidomyiidae.